Molecule: messenger RNA, 381 nt
Organism: Lactuca virosa
Lineage: Eukaryota; Viridiplantae; Streptophyta; Magnoliopsida; Asterales; Asteraceae
Source: the annotation of a GenBank genome assembly
AUGACAUCCAAAAAUUCGACUUUACCAUCGGUGGGAUCAACCGCAAGCGGUGCUCAUAAACGGAACUCGGAUGAUAUUGGUUGGGAAUAUGGUUUUUGCCUGGAUAAAAACAAGAUGGAUACAAAGAAAUGUAUCAGUGGACUUCCAAGGUUUAAGAAAGUCUUAGAUCAAGCAAAGAAAUUAACCAUCUUCAUUUAUGCUCACCACAAAACCUUGGCUAUGAUGAGAAACCACACCAAGAAAAGGGAAAUUAUCCGACCGAGAUUUAACACCGAGAGAACUUUUGAUGAAGAUUUCGAAUCCGACAAUGAUGAGAAAAUGUUUGAAGAAGAUGAAUAUGAGUCGGAUGGAGUUCAAAUAGUGGAAGAACUUGAAGAUUAA